This is a messenger RNA of Ectocarpus sp. CCAP 1310/34, 1101 nucleotides long. The record is from the annotation of a GenBank genome assembly. NCBI's taxonomy places the organism in Eukaryota, Phaeophyceae, Ectocarpales, Ectocarpaceae.
AUGGCGCGCCUCGCACGGGCUAAGCUCCGCUCUGAGCGCUAUGACGAAUGUAUUACGGGUAUGCUUGUGGCCGUCUUGUGCGCUUUGGCCGGAGAGGAGGACUUGUUUCUCGUGUUGAGCUUGCUUGGCCUAGUCCAAUUGGAGGCCUACGAAGAGCUGAUAACACCCACGAUCCUCGAGGGUGUGUACCCGACGUACAACCUCUUCUAUGCCAUUGGGGGCAUGGACUUCAAGGAGCUAUUUAGGUUCGAGAAGCCUCACUUCCGUCAGCUGCUGUACGAGCUCGAGCUCCCCAAGUGCAUUGAAAUUUACAGGGGAGGAUAUGGUGUUACGAGGGUUCCUGCGGACAUUGCGCUGGCGGUUACGAUAUGGCGUCUGGCUUGUCCCACGACGCUGAUCAGGGACCGGCUCUUUUGGGGAAUAGCGGAGCAAAUGAUUUGCGAGAUUUUCAACCUCACCAUAGAAGCGAUUUAUGAUCGCUGGGGUCAUCUGGUCGAUGAGUUGCAGCACGAAGCCAUCCUCCCAAAGAUUGACAUUUUCUGUCAGGCUAUACACGCAAAAGGCGGCCUGCUGACGCGUUGUUGGGGCUUCAUCGAUCGUACCGUCCGCGCGAUUGCUAAGCCUAGGCGUAAUCAGAGGCUGUGGUACAAUGGUUGGAAGCGUAAGCAUGCGUUGAAGUACCAAGGUGCAGACAUCCCAGACGGGAUCAUCCGUCAGCUCUGGGGGUCGAUGCUCGGGCGUCGCCAUGAUAUCGCUAUGAUGGGGCAAAGUUCCCUGUUGCAACAUCUCGAGCAGUGGUUCAACGACGCAGCAGGCACCCCUUACUAUCUGUACGGCGACCCUGCCCAUCCAGUUCCUCCCUGGUUGUUGGCCCCAUACAAGGGGGUGCUAACCCCUCUCCAGCAGGCCUUCAACACGAACAUGAGCGCCGUAAGAGUAACAGUGGAAUGGGGGUUCGGAAAACGCCGCCGGCUCGGCAAGCAGUACGCCGUCGCCGGCAUUUUGACGAACUGUCACUCGUGCUUCUACGGCAACUCAACAUUCAAGUAUUUCGGUGUGAAGCCCCCGUCGCUUACCAGCUACCUGAACAGCGAAGGGUAG